AUGCCCAAGGCCCCAAAAUCGCCUGGCGCGCGCGAUCAGCGUCAUAACCCUCUGGCAGAGGAAUAUGCGCCCUCGGAUCCUUUCAAAAGCAAACCUGCGAAGCGACAGAAGCGCAACAAGGAAGACAAAUCUGAGGAACAGAAUUUUGUCGAUUCAAAGAGCUCGCGCAAGAUCCUAGACAUUGGCCGAGAACUGGAAGAAGAGGAUGAGAGGGAGAAUCAGAGCAGGCGACCAAAGGAGCCCAAUGCUGCCUUUGAUUUCGAGUCACGCAUGGGCGAGGAUGAUGUGGCCGGAGAAGAGAUGGAGCGAUUGGAAGAUGACGAGGAGGGGUGGGGUGAAGACGACGAGGAAGUUGAGGAAGUUGAGAUCGAUGCGAAUGACCUCGAAGCAUGGAACAAAUUCAUCCCCACAGACGACAACCCCAUAGUCUGGCCGGGCGAGGAAGCACAACCACAAGGUCCUGGCACAGAUCUAGCUGCCCUCAUCCUCGAGAAGAUUGCUGCACACGAGGCCGGAGGUGGCCAAGUACAACAUCCAGAGAUUCAAGGCGGUGGUGCUCCAGAGGAUGCGAUAGAGCUGCCUGCAAAGGUGGUUGAAGUCUACUCAAAAGUUGGUCUCAUCAUGAGCCGCUACAAAUCCGGCAAACUCCCCAAGCCCUUCAAGAUCCUCCCCACCCUCCCAGCCUGGGAGACUCUCAUCGCGAUCACACACCCAGAGAACUGGACUCCAAAUGCCAUGUUCGCCGCAACACGCAUCUUCAUCUCUGGGAAACCACAGACGGCGCAAAUCUUCCUCAACACCAUUUUACUACCCUGCGUGCAAGAAAAUAUCCAAGAUACCCACAAGUUAAACGUACACUUGUACAACGCACUGAAAAAGGCCCUCUAUAAGCCCAGCGCCUUCUUCAAGGGUGUUGUGUUCCCCAUGCUAACAGAAGGAUCAUGUACGCAACGCGAUGCCGUGAUCGUCGCGUCUGUCGUAGCCAAAGUCUCGGUCCCAGUCCUGCACUCCGCCGCCGCCCUGCACCGUCUCUGUGAAAUCGCAGCCGAGCAAAUGUCUUCUGACCCCGACGCCGCAGGGCCCUGCAAUAUCUUCAUCAAGACACUGCUCGAGAAGAAGUACGCACUCCCGUACAAAGUCAUUGAUGCACUAGUCUUCCACUUUUUGCGCUUCAGGGCCGUAGGCACAGGACAGGAUGCCAUGGAUAUGGAUGGUGCGGGUGCGGGGGAUCUAGCACAUGCGGGGAAGUUACCGGUGAUUUGGCAUCAGUGUCUUUUGGCGUUUGCGCAGAGGUAUAGGAAUGACAUCACGGAGGAUCAGAGGGAGGCCCUUCUCGACCUUCUCUUGACAAGAGGACAUAAGAGCAUCAGCCCCGAGGUGAGGAGAGAGUUGCUAGAGGGAAGGGGGAGGGGCGUUAUGAUUGAGCCGUCUGCUGUGGGGAUGGAUGGUGAUGAUACCAUGAUCAUGGCCGUGGAUGGAUAG
Molecule: messenger RNA, 1482 nt
Organism: Plenodomus lingam JN3
Lineage: Eukaryota; Fungi; Ascomycota; Dothideomycetes; Pleosporales; Leptosphaeriaceae
Biological process (GO): rRNA processing
Cellular component (GO): cytoplasm; nucleolus; preribosome, small subunit precursor
Molecular function (GO): snoRNA binding
Source: RefSeq, a predicted model, not a curated record